This is a messenger RNA of Opisthorchis viverrini, 405 nucleotides long. RefSeq lists its product as hypothetical. Lineage: Eukaryota; Metazoa; Platyhelminthes; Trematoda; Opisthorchiida; Opisthorchiidae. The coding region runs from base 1 to 405 and encodes 134 amino acids. The transcript is spliced from 2 exons. The record is from RefSeq and is a predicted model, not a curated record.
AUGGGCGAGGGAAUUAGUGCUAGCUUAACACAAUCAUUCCGAGGUGCCUACACCUCCAGACAUUCACUCAGACUCUGUGAGGGUCGCGGGACACUGUCCAGUAUAGCUCAAUGGAUCGCUGAGGUGCGCAAACCGUCACACCACGGUAAGGUCCAGUUUCUUCGUGACGGACCACGAACCUUUCGGUCCGUAAGCUGGCGCCUUAACCACUGGGAUAUCUCGAUGGUGGUGAACCAUUCCCAACACUGCAACCCACAAUGGCGACAGAAAGCUUUUAUUCAGAGGGUGGGAGAGAUAUUCCAAUUCCGAAGAAAUUCUACUCUUCAGUGCCCAGUGCAACACGUGGGAGGAGGUGCUGUCAAACGGGUGCACGAAAGUGGCCCACAAAAUGACCUAGCAAACUAA